This is a messenger RNA of Portunus trituberculatus (swimming crab), 612 nucleotides long. RefSeq names its product rhythmically expressed gene 5 protein-like (gene Reg-5). The coding region runs from base 134 to 484 and encodes 116 amino acids. Lineage: Eukaryota; Metazoa; Arthropoda; Malacostraca; Decapoda; Portunidae. The transcript has 4 exons. The record is from RefSeq and is a predicted model, not a curated record.
AAGGGCGCCAGGAACACGCGCGCGCCCACACACACACGCACACGCACACUCUGGAGCAUUUUACUGGCAUUAAGUGACUACUACUACUACUACUACUACUACUACUACUACUACUACUACUACUACUACUACGAUGCUGAUAACGCGGCUGUUUCUUAUCGCUGCGGGGAUGUCACUGGUUUCAAGUCACGCCAUUUCUAUUUGGGAAAUGCUGCCGACACAAGAGAAGAUGGGUCAAAUUAUGUACUUUUUUGUCCAUCUCGUCAACCAAAACUGCGCCUCUUCGUACACACCAGACUGUCACCACGUGCUCCUGGUCCGAGGUCUGAGUGCUUUGGUGAACAUGGGUGAACACACGCUCAACAAACUCGACCCCCACCAGAGAGAUGCCCAACGGGUGAUCUGGGGCGCUGUUAUGGGUGACACCUGGCUCCCCCUCCCAGGCACCCCCACGCCUCCCCUACUACCUCGUCCCCCAAGGUGACGAAAUGUCCAACGAGAUAGACCACGCCUUUCCCAACCCACCCCACGCACCCGAGCCCUCACCCCAGCACUUCCUAGACGCCCUGCACCCAUACGCACCCCUCCCCAGCACCCUCAACACCCCGGGGA